AUGCCACCAAAGAAGAAAGAAGAAAAACCAAAACCACUCAUUGGUCGAGCUGGUGCUAAUCUUAAAAUGGGUAUUGUCGGUUUACCAAAUGCUGGAAAAUCAACUUUUUUUAAUAUUCUUACUAAAUCAAGUGUACCAGCUGAAAACUUUCCUUUUUGUACGAUCAAUCCAAAUGAAAGUCGUGUACCUGUACCUGAUGCAAGAUUUGAUUUUUUAGUUCAACAUUAUGAACCAUUAAAUAAACAACCAGCAUUUCUUAAUGUUACUGACAUUGCUGGUCUUGUUAAAGGUGCAAGUGAAGGACAAGGUCUUGGUAAUGCAUUUCUUUCACAUAUUAAAGCAUGUGAUGGAAUAUUUCAUAUGGUUCGAAUAUUUGAUGAAGCUGAUAUUAUUCAUGUUGAAGGAACUGUUGAUCCAAUACGUGAUAUUGAAAUCAUUCAUGAUGAAUUAAGAUUAAAAGAUCUUGAAUUAGCUAAAAAAGUAGCUGACGAUCUCGAGAAAAAAGUUGUACGUGGUAAUGAUAAAUCAUUAAAAGCUGAUUAUGAAACAUUAACUAAAGUUUUAAGUAUCUUAAAAGACGAGAAAGGUAAUGUUCGUAUGAAUGAUUGGAACGAAAAAGAAAUUGAAGUACUUAAUAAGCAUUUAUUUAAUACAUCAAAACCAAUGAUUUAUUUAUUGAAUAUGUCGGAAAAAGAUUAUAUUCACAAAAAAAAUAAAUGGUUAGGAAAAGUUAAACAAUGGAUUGACGAACAUGAUGUAGGUGCGACCGUAAUACCAUUUAGCGCUAAUUAUGAAUAUCGUCUUGUUGAAUUACCGGAUGCUGAACGUGAAAAAGUUAUCAAAGAAGAAGGAGCACCAAGUGCUUUGGAAAAAAUUAUUCUUGCUGGUUAUCGUGCUUUACAAUUAUGUUAUUUUUUUACAUCAGGAAAAGAUGAAGUUAAAGCAUGGACAAUACAAGUUGGUACAAAAGCACCACAAGCUGCAGGACGUAUUCAUACUGAUUUUGAAAAAGGUUUUAUUAUGGCUGAAGUUAUGAAAUAUGAAGAUUUCAAAGAACAUGGAAAUGAAAAUACUGUUAAAGCUGAAGGAAAAUAUCGUCAACAAGGAAAAAAUUAUACCGUUGAAGAUGGUGAUAUUAUUUAUUUCAAAACCAAUACUGGUGGUGGCUUAGCUGCAGCAAAGAAAUAG
Molecule: messenger RNA, 1188 nt
Organism: Adineta steineri
Lineage: Eukaryota; Metazoa; Rotifera; Eurotatoria; Adinetida; Adinetidae
Source: the annotation of a GenBank genome assembly